Kazachstania africana CBS 2517 is the source of this 2217-nucleotide messenger RNA. RefSeq names its product transcriptional regulator SWI6 (gene SWI6). Gene Ontology annotation, cellular component: SBF transcription complex; MBF transcription complex. Gene Ontology annotation, molecular function: transcription coactivator activity; protein binding. Lineage: Eukaryota; Fungi; Ascomycota; Saccharomycetes; Saccharomycetales; Saccharomycetaceae. The transcript has a single exon. The record is from RefSeq and is a predicted model, not a curated record. Bases 1 to 2217 code for a protein of 738 amino acids.
AUGCCUAUCACUGAAGUGACUAGCUAUAUAUUUAGCAACGAUACAGACGUCACAUGUCCUUUGACGUUGAGAAAAAAUGACGAGACAGGGUAUUUCCAGUUGAAUUCAUUCUUACCUUUACUGAAACAGUUGCACGAAAAUAAAACUACUGACUCUAUCAAUACUGAUCAGCUUAUUGAAGACACUAAUACUGUAGGUGCUAUUUCUGCUGAAUUGCAGGAUUUGCUGUUGUCUAAGUAUGGUGUGCUCGUUGAUACGGAUUCUGAUGGCAAUAAGUGGAUUACCCAGGAUAAAGCGUUUCAACUUUUAGAUAUGUUCAGUAUUUUACAUCUUUUCAAAGAUAAAUUUGAUACUAAGAAGAGGACCAGUAAUGAUCAAAACACUUUGGGUUCACCUUUAAAGAGAUUCAAAAACAAUAACCAUACCAUCUCUGUCUUUGACCACGACCUAUCAACUGUAACCGAACCUAUUCAAAUUAUGGAUACUCUAGAAGCCACAACUGCUCCAGGUAACGACGAAAGAGUGAAAUUGGAGGUGUUUUUGCAAAAAUUAUUAUUUCCCAACGUGGAGACAAGUGACGGUAACGAUAAUAAGAUUAAUAACGAUGGUCUUCCACAACCAUCUUUUGAAACCACACUCCAAGAGGUCAACAUGGCGUAUCCUCAUGUGGCAUUAAACUUAGAUAUACCGGUAGAUGAGCACAAUAACACUCCAUUACAUUGGUUGACUUCCAUAGCAAACAUUGAUUUAAUAAAACAAUUGGUGAAAAUUGGUGCAAAUAGGUUAAUCGGCGAUAAUCAAGGUGAAUCAUCCCUGGUAAAAUCAGUUAAAUCAGUUAAUAACUAUGAUUCAGGUACCUUCGAAGAAUUAUUGGAUUAUUUAUAUCCUUGCAUCAUUUUAAAGGAUAGGUUGGAUAGAACCAUUUUACACCAUAUAGUCAUCACAUCCGGUAUGAAUGGUUGCUCAGCGGCAGCCAAAUAUUAUCUAGACAUACUGAUGGGUUGGAUUGUGAAAAAGCAAAAUAGACCAAUUGAUGGUAAUAGCAUGGACCCCAUUUUGAAAAAUAUUGAUUUGAAAUGGAUUAUUUUAAAUAUGCUAAAUUAUCAGGAUUCGAACGGAGAUACAUGUUUAAAUAUCGCUGCUAGAUUAGGAAACGUUGCUAUUGUCGAUGCCUUGUUGGAUUAUGGUGCAGAUCCUUAUAUUGCUAACAAAUCUGGUUUGCGUCCUACAGAUUUUGGCGCUGGUACUUCAAAACUGCAGCAAAAGUUAAAUAACAAUAUCGACAAUAAUAUUUCUAUGACAAGUAGUAUAAAUGAUGAACAAAACACCAAUCAAGAGGCUAAUGUGGAUGAUGAUGAACUCGAUGGAAAAUUAGAUAAUUUAAUGAAGAAGCCGGACACUAUGACUUUGAUUGAUGAUAUAAAAUCGCUGCUAGCAACGGUGUCUCAAGAUUAUGAUACAGAAGUUCAACAGCACAAUGAAAAGUUAAAAAGUUUGCGUAAAGAGCUAUCAUCAAAACGUCUAGAACUGAACGAAUCGAGAAAACAGUUGACUUAUGUCAAAAACUUACGAGAUGAAUACAAUUUGUUGAAAGAACAAUUAUCCAACUUAGAAAGCGGAAUUGCUGAGGAAGAAAAUAAUUUUAAACAAGAAAGCGAAAAACUAGGUAUCUCUUCAGAUGAAACUACUGGUAUAGAUUGGGAUUCAAGUGAAUUUGACGCUGAUGAGCCAUUCAAGAUUGACUUUGUUUAUGACUUCCUAGAAAAUAAAGUGUCCAAUGAAUACGAUGGUGAUAUCGACAAAUUACUUUUAAAGGAGUCUAUUGACUCGCUUGCAAGUCAGAUACGAUCCUCCGUUGAACCAAGCAAUGGCGAUUCAAAGGAAACUAUUGCUGUGGAUAAUAGAGGCGCAGAAGAUGAUAUUGCAAGUAAUAGAAGCAAAUUGGAAGCAAUGCUUCCACCUACCGUACUACUGAGAGCAAGAAUUAAUGCCUACAAAAAAAAUGACGAGCAUUUACAAAAUAUGCUUGGUGAAAUAAAGGAUAAGCAGUCAAAUCUAGAAAACAAAUUUAGAAGAGUGUUAUCAUUAUGUCUUAAGAUUGACGAAGAAAAGGUAGAUGAUAUGUUGGAUGGUUUAUUGCAGGCAAUCUCUUCGGAAGAUCCACAAGACAUCGAUACAGAUGAAAUGCAAGAUUUUUUAAGAAAGCACGCCGUUUAA